AUGCCGGGCUCCGAUUCAGUGUCAGCCACUUUGUACGGCUUGGGCGGCAGCUCGACGAUCCAGCUGUCGAAAGGUCACCCGAACCCGCGCCUUUUGCCACUGAGCGCUGUAUACGAGGCGUUUGGUCAGUCUCGCGUACGGCCAGACGCUGAAGUGAGCCAUCUUCAGUACGGUGCCCCGCAGGGUCCGCUCGCACUGCGUGAGCAGAUCGCUCUCCUGCUGCACAGCGAGACAGGCUCGAGCACCGCUACCCCGGAGAACCUGAUGAUCACCAACGGCAGCGGACAGGCUCUCGAUAUGGUCUGCUCCGUGCUUUUAUCACCGGGAGAUUUGGUCGUUGUCGAAGACCCGUCCUACUUUUUGGCGUUCUAUACGUUCCGGGACUACCGUCUGAACGUUGUCGGCAUUCCGGUGGAUGCAUUCGGCAUGCAAGUCGCUUUACUGGAGCAGCGACUGUCGGAAGAUCCCACGUUUCGACCAGCGCUCGUAUACACGAUACCUAUCUGUCAGAAUCCCACCGGCAUGACCAUGUCCAGAGACCGAAUGCGGCGCCUGGUGGAGCUCUCGCGUCAGUAUUGCUUCAAGAUCGCUAGCGAUGAAGUGUAUCUGCUCCUCAGCUUUAAUAGCGACGAACAGCCGCUAUCUCUGCGCGCUUUUGACGAUGCAAACCAACCCACUGUGAUCGCCAUGAACUCGUUCAGCAAAAUACUGGGACCUGGCGUGCGCCUUGGAUGGAUCGACGCUCAUCCACGGUAUAUAGAGCGGUUUCUGCAAACCGGUCUGUUGCUGAGCGGUGGUGGACUCAACCCCUUCAUGUCUGCGAUCGCCACGGAGUUGUUACGAUCGGGGUUCCAACGAGAGCACAUCCAUCGUCUGCGAGCAGCUUAUGCUGCAGCGUGCAAACAGCUCUGCGACAGUCUUGAUGAUCAUCUGGCAAAGCAUCCGAAGUUGAGAAUCAAGUACCAGCGACCCAGGGGUGGUUUCUUUGUCUGGAUAGAGCUGCCAUCCGAAAUUGACGCAGCUGCGUUCCUCGAGUAUUGUGUUCAUGAGCACGGCGUGAGUUUCUUUGAGGGCAUACGUUUCACCACGGACACGAGCCAUCAUCGCAGUGCCUUACGCCUGAGCUUCUCCUGGCUGGAGCCACAUGAGUUGGCCGAGGGUGCAAAACGCCUCGUAGAGGCACUCGCUGCGUAUUCGCAAAGACGCCACGGUCCAGCGAUCUGA
This is a messenger RNA of Cyanidioschyzon merolae strain 10D, 1224 nucleotides long. Its product is annotated as valine-pyruvate transaminase. Gene Ontology annotation, molecular function: L-2-aminoadipate:2-oxoglutarate transaminase activity; pyridoxal phosphate binding. The transcript has a single exon. Gene Ontology annotation, biological process: biosynthetic process. The record is from RefSeq and is a predicted model, not a curated record. The coding region runs from base 1 to 1224 and encodes 407 amino acids. NCBI's taxonomy places the organism in Eukaryota, Rhodophyta, Bangiophyceae, Cyanidiales, Cyanidiaceae.